This is a messenger RNA of Phaedon cochleariae (mustard beetle), 771 nucleotides long. The record is from the annotation of a GenBank genome assembly. Lineage: Eukaryota; Metazoa; Arthropoda; Insecta; Coleoptera; Chrysomelidae.
AUGAUUUCUAUCUUAUCCGUGAAAAAUAGCAUACCAUUUUUGGCAAACUCACUUACUCAUACUACGCGACGUUACUCCAAAAAAGUUGCAAAAUUGUGUUCUGAAUCUGACCUAGCAAAGGACGACGGUAAAGCCCACACCGCCAGAGACCAACUGAAGAAUUUCGGCAAGUACGUGGCAGAAUGUAUACCGAAAUACAUCGAAAAAGUCCAGAUCACCAAUUCCAGCGAGCUCGAAGUCCUGGUUGACCCAGACGGUUUAAAGUGCGUCAUAAGCUUCCUGAAGGACCACCACAGCGCUCAAUUCGAAUCGCUUGUGGACCUCACAGCUCUGGACAUCCCGAGUCGACCUCACAGGUUCGAACUGGUCUACAACCUGCUCUCGUUUCGGUACAACAGUAGAAUCAGGGUGAAGACCUACACAGACGAACUCACCCCUGUGGAUUCCGUCACUGGCCUCUACAAGUCCGCAGAUUGGCUAGAGAGGGAAGUGUGGGACAUGUACGGGGUGUUUUUUGCUAACCAUCCGGAUCUGAGGAGGAUUUUGACCGAUUAUGGUUUCGAAGGUCAUCCGUUCAGGAAGGACUUUCCUUUGUCUGGCUACGUGGAAUUGAGGUAUGACGACGAGAAGAAGAGAGUUGUUUGUGAACCUGUCGAAUUGGCUCAGGAAUUUCGGCAGUUCGAUUUGAGUGCCCCUUGGGAACAGUUUUCGAAGUACAAAAGCAAACAAGAGGCCGCUGAGAAUUCUAAGGCAGAGAAAAAUGUUAAAUGA